UAUUUAUUUUGAUUUUUGAAAAGUAAAGUAAAUUAAUUAUCGAAUACUAAAUUUAUUCUUUAACAAUUCUUGUUUAAAUUUAAAUAUAAACUACAUUGACAUAGUUGACUGAUACUAUGUAUUCAUCAAGUGAAGAAGAAUUAGUGUCAACAAAAAUUGAUGGCUGGUUAACAGAAGAAAACCGUCGUCCUUGUCCAUCCGAAUUGUAUCAUUUUAACUGUCCGUACACUUUACACGAGACUGAUCAAUUUCGAUUUAUGAAUCAACUUUGGACUGUAGGUGAUAUUGUGUCUGUAAAUGAUCCAAGAUCAAACAAAACCAUUUACGCACAAAUUAUUAAGCUAUAUGGAAAUGAAUUAUGUGAAAAACGAGCAAAAAUCAUGUGGUUGGUACCUAAAGCUAACACUAAGGUCACAGAUGAAUCAAAAAAGGUGCAUUAUGACACUUUCAAACCUAGUGAAUUUGUACACAUUUCUAUCGAUAGCAGAUUAGUACCCAUACAUGUCCUAAACUUUGUUAUGAAUGUUCCAAACUUAUUUGAGUAUAAAGAACAUAUUGGUACCAAUUACUUGGUCAAUACAAAUAUUUUAUCACAUGCAGAAAGAUAUGCAGAAUCUGAUGAAGACGAUGAACCAAAAUCCAAAAGUAAAGUCAGGCGACUACUUAACAAGUGAAUUAAAUGUAUGAUAUAUUGUAAACCAAAAUUAUCAUUGUUAAAUGUAUUCCUAUUUAAAUGUAUU
Molecule: messenger RNA, 740 nt
Organism: Melanaphis sacchari
Lineage: Eukaryota; Metazoa; Arthropoda; Insecta; Hemiptera; Aphididae
Exons: 1
Coding region: 117-674 (185 amino acids)
Biological process (GO): chromatin organization
Cellular component (GO): nucleus
Source: RefSeq, a predicted model, not a curated record